Messenger RNA from Serpula lacrymans var. lacrymans S7.9, 1906 nucleotides. RefSeq lists its product as uncharacterized. The coding region runs from base 1 to 1734 and encodes 577 amino acids. The record is from RefSeq and is a predicted model, not a curated record. NCBI's taxonomy places the organism in Eukaryota, Fungi, Basidiomycota, Agaricomycetes, Boletales, Serpulaceae. The transcript is spliced from 3 exons.
AUGACCAGCAACGUGAAUAACACUUCAGACACAACGGCGCCUACGACAGGCGCUGGAACAGGGAACGGCGGAGGAAAGAUCGGGAAUAAGAUCAAAGGUGCUUGGCAGCUCGCACAUGGAAUCGGCGAGAACCUCCGUGGCACGACUAUGGGAGCUGCAGAUACAGCCGCCAGCUCGCAGAAAGGCGAGAUUAAAAACGAUAGCGUGGCCACCAAAGGACGUGCCGAAAUCACAGAAGGUCUCGCCCGUCUCAAAGGGCAGUUCAAUCCUGAAGCUGCACGCGCUACAAACGCAGGAGCCACUGGCACGGGUACUACUACAACGACAGCAGGUUUAGGAACGGGAGCCGGAGCCGGGGUGGGGGGAGUGGGCUCAGGAGCCGCUGCUACGGCUGCAGGUGCUGGCGUGACAGGCCCUGGCAUGACUGGUGGAACGGGUUAUGGAGACGCAGCUGGUCCUGGAGCUCGUACGACCACCGGCAAUACUCAAUCCGGCCAUGGCAGCGGUAACCAAACCUCACCAAAUGUUGCAAGCGCCACUGGACACCAAGCCCAAUCACAAACGCAAGGACAAGAUACUCACCACUAUGGACGCGAUGCUGCCGGAGGAGUAGCCGCGGCAGGUCUUGGCGCUGGGGCCGUGCACGAGUACGACAAGCAUGAGCAGAAGAACCAGAACCAAGGCGGGAACGGCGGAGUUGAAGCGGCACAGAGUGGCCGGCAUGGGGAUGGAUACGUGCAAAGCGCCUAUGAUAGCACCAGACAGGGGGGACAGGAUCAGGAUCAGCAAGCUCCUUCUACUCGCAACCAGGCCGGUGAUCAUAAUUACGGGCGCGAUGCUGCUGCAGGAGUCGGAGCUGCAGGAUUAGGCGCUGGAGCAGUGCACGAGUACGACAAGCAUGAGGAUCCUGGCGCUACGCAGAGUGGACAAGGUCAGGCAGAAAACGGUUACACACAAAAAGCGUACAAUAGUUCCACGCAGGGAGGGCAGCAACAGCAGCAAUUUCCUCACAACCAAGCUAGUGACCAUCAUUAUGGUCGUAACGCUGCUGCAGGAGCUGGUGCAGCCGGGUUAGGUGCAGGCGCGUUGCAUGAGUACGACAAGCACACCGGUCAGCAGCAGCAGGAAGGUCCUGAUGUUGGUGCCGCUCAGACUGGCGGUCACGGAGAUGGGUUCGUUCAGAGUGGUUACGAGCGUACACGCUAUGGAGGUCAGGGAAGCACAGAGAUUCAACCACCUCGUCCAGAUGUUGGGGCUGCGCAGACUGGCAGUCAUGAAGAUGAGUUCGUGCAGAGUGGCUACGAUCGUACACGCCAUGGAGGUGAAGGGACCACAGAGAUUAAACAACCUCAUCCCGACGUAGGUGCCGCACAGACUGGCAGUCAUGGAGACGGGUUCGUACAGAGUGGUUACGAUCGUACACGCCAUGGUGGUCAGGGGACCACCGAGAUUCAACAGGGUCUGGGCCAACUAAAUCUGGGAGGAGCACAGAGUAGCGAUCAUGGUGCUGGAGGACGAGCGAAGCAAGACACGUUCGGGUCUUCGUAUGAUAAGCCAGGAAGUCAGCAGGGAGGUCUGCAAGAGUUUCAAGGACAAGUGCAAGGAGAGGGUUACCAAGGAUCGGGCAAGGAGCUACCCCGGACUCCUGCUGGAACUAAUCAGUCAGGCACCGACGAAAAUCUGAUUGGGCCCGGAGCGAAUGCUCCCCAAGGACCUGGAUCGAGUGUGUAUUGAGUAUGUUAGGUUUGUUAUAUUGUUUUCAUGAAGGGAUGAAUGGACGGAAUGAUUUGGAUGCGAUCGCAGAAAUGUACUCAUCUGGAAAUCGUGUGCUUUACCGUAAUUUUGUAUAUCAAUUCGUUUAAUUGUAACAUGCAUUGAAAUCAUCAUGCAAUAUUCGCGUCUCGAU